Messenger RNA from Ixodes scapularis (black-legged tick), 1407 nucleotides. RefSeq names its product monocarboxylate transporter 9-like. The transcript has 4 exons. Gene Ontology annotation, biological process: transmembrane transport. Gene Ontology annotation, molecular function: monocarboxylic acid transmembrane transporter activity. NCBI's taxonomy places the organism in Eukaryota, Metazoa, Arthropoda, Arachnida, Ixodida, Ixodidae. The record is from RefSeq and is a predicted model, not a curated record. The coding region runs from base 1 to 1383 and encodes 460 amino acids.
AUGCCGAGGCCCCUGAAAAUCCUCAGAAAGAUUUGUUGGAGCAAUGAGCCUCCGGCUGUGGACAAUUGCUGGCACGUUGUCCUCAUCACAUUUUUGACGGCCUUCAUCAGCUCGGCGAUGUUUCGCACAGCAGGGUACCUGUACAUCGCCUUCAUGGAAGAGUACGGAGUCGACAGGGAAACGGCAGCCUGGCCACAUAGCAUUGCCUCGGCCGUGGGCGGCAUCGUUGGUCUCAUUGUGGCGCCGCUAAAACCUCGUCUCUCUAUUACACACAUCAUGGCGCUGGCAAGCGCGCUGUUGUGGAUCGGAAUUAUUGCAUCUGGCUUCGCAACCAAUAUAGCCACAUUGUCGGUGACAUUAGGUGUGGUGCAUGGCAUUGGUAGCGGAACUAUCUACUUGCUACUUCAGGUGUUUACAAUGAUGUACUUUGAUAAGUAUAGGGGCACAGCGCUGGGAAUUAUGUCAAUGGGAUCGGCGCUUUCCGGCACCGUCUUCUCAAAACUGUUGGAGUACCUGACGGGCGCGUACAGUCUACAGUACAGCUUGAUUCUUCUCGGCGCCUUGUCAAUGAAUAUAAGUCCCUUAACGCACCUGCUCAAAGUUCCGCUAUGGUACACACGUCCCAAAAAGAAGACCAAAAGGACUUCAAAGCAAACAAUCAGCACAGUUUACGUGACCGAAAAUAGCGCGGAGAAUAAAAGUUCGUCUACAGAGUCGGUCGAAAGGAAGCACACGAACGAGUGCAUUCGCGAUCUCAAAUUUUUGGCUUUUCGUCCCAUGUUUUACCUCAUGUUGGUAUCGAGUGCAGUCACAAUAUUCGCAGAUUACAUCUUUCUUUCCACCUACAUGGACUUUGCUGUAGACAAGGGCACCUCGGUAUCUAAUGCAGUGUGGCUCACGACGUGCAUUUCGGUGGCUGACAUGAUAGGGCGCAUCUGCCUUCCGGUGAUAGCUGACAGACGUUACGUUCGCCGCAGUACGCUCGUGGUAGUGAACAAGUUUUUGAUGGGAAUCGAUAUGAUACUGGCUCCUCAAGUGACGAGUUACUGGAUGAUUGCAGUAUUAUGCUCGCUUAUCACUGCGCAUAUCGGCUGUGGCUUCAUCCUACAUGAUGUGUUGGUCGCGGAAUAUCUGGGCUUGGAACGACUCUCUGUUGUUCAAGGGACUAUUGGACUAGUGAAGACACCCCUGGUCCUUGGCAUUCCAGCCUUAAUCGGUCUGUUUCGGGAUGAAGCAGGAUCUUAUGACAACAUGUACAGACUACUUGGAGGUCUCCUAAUAUUUAUAUGUGUGUUCUGGGUUCCUGUGGUAUGGAACGAAGCAAAGAACCAACGUCAGCACAAGUCACCACAAAACAACGGUUCACUAACAACCGAGUCGUGAAAAAACUUCACAAAAUAAACAUAA